This is a messenger RNA of Gaeumannomyces tritici R3-111a-1, 1497 nucleotides long. RefSeq lists its product as hypothetical. Gene Ontology annotation, cellular component: peroxisomal importomer complex; peroxisomal membrane. Bases 131 to 1207 code for a protein of 358 amino acids. The record is from RefSeq and is a predicted model, not a curated record. Lineage: Eukaryota; Fungi; Ascomycota; Sordariomycetes; Magnaporthales; Magnaporthaceae. The transcript is spliced from 4 exons. Gene Ontology annotation, molecular function: signaling receptor binding. Gene Ontology annotation, biological process: protein import into peroxisome matrix, docking.
UAGGCUGGACCAGCCACACCGUCGUUGGCCUAGCUUCCAUCUCCACCCCCAACUCGACCAGCAACCAUCCAUCCACUACCCAACCCGCAAAGCAUGCAGUAGAUCGAGCGCGUCUCUAUCCUGCCUCGUCAUGGCUAUCAGAGAAGAUAUAGUGGCUUCGGCUGUCGACUUCCUCCGAGAUCCCAGCGUCGCAUCCUCCUCGGUCGAGAGCCGCAUCGCGUUCCUCCAGACCAAGAACCUGACCCCGGAAGAGGUUCAAGCCGCCCUGGCCCGCGCCGGUGUCGAUGCCUCGACAGUCUCCCCAGUCGCGUCGCAGAGUGUAGCGACGCGCGCGCCGGUGGCGGCUCCCCAGCCCUUCUACGGGCAACAACCCCAGCAGUACCCACCCUAUGGGUGGCAGCAGCCUCCUCCCGAUGCCCCAAGGAGGGACUGGAGGGAUUGGUUCAUUAUGGCGACCGUCGUGAGCGGCGUCGGCUACGGCGUGUACUCGCUGACCAAGCGAUACAUCUACCCCCUGGUCGCGCCCCCGACGCCGGACCGGCUGGAGGCGGACAAGAAGGCGAUCGACGAGCAGUUCGACCGGGCCUUCUCGCUCGUGGAGCAGCUGGCCAAGGACACGGAUGCGCUCAAGGCCGCGGAGCAACAGCGCACGGAGCGGCUUGACACGGCGCUCACGGAACUGGAGACGGUCAUCACGGACCUCAAGUCGGCCAACCGGCGGCGCGAGGACGAUGCCCAGCGCAUUCGGGACGAGGUUCAGGAUCUGAAGUCGUCGAUCCCCAAGGCCCUGGACGCCCAGAAGGACCUCGCCAACGAGAGGCUCAAGGAGGUCAACGUCGAGGUGACUAGCCUCAAGACACUCCUCUCGCAGAGGUUGAGCUCGGCCACGGCGUCCAGCGUCCCGACGCCGCCCAUGGGGAUGAGCUACAUCCGGCCCUCGGUUACGCCUGCUGUUGCCCCCCUGUCGCCCUCGCCGGCACAGGUUGUGGCAGCAAGCGUUAGCAACGGUAUUGCCGUUCCGCCGGCCAACGGCGACAGCGCCGAGGCUGCGCAGGAUGGACCCACUUUCCGUUCGGCGUUUGGCAUCGGGGGCGGAGGCGGAGGCGCCCGCGCCAGCAUCCCGGCCUGGCAGAGGGCCAUGGAGGCGAAGUCGACCCCUCCUCCCAACAUGCCGGUGGCUGAGGCGGUCAACGGGACCAGCGCUUAGUGAUGGGUUAUAAUUGCCGUAGCAUGUGGAGAUGUUUGGUUCAGGAUCAUCCGUGAGCCGUUUUCUGCCCAAAUUCUCUGACAGCUUGGGUCUUUGAACAUGAAGCCAGCCCAUCAGCCCAGCUCCUGGCCGCUGCAGCUCGGUUGGAUCAUAAUGUACAUUUAUUAUACUGUUAUAUUUCUCACCCUUUUCAAGUUUCAAUUGCAACGGCGAAGCAUUUCUCACUCUUGGCCCUGUCCCCAUCGCCGGUCGGAUCGCCGUGUCCAUACCGGCCCCUGAUGGUGAGGUGC